Brugia malayi is the source of this 1506-nucleotide messenger RNA. It is a transcript of the gene Bma-riok-3, whose product is annotated as RIO1 family protein. Bases 1 to 1506 code for a protein of 501 amino acids. Gene Ontology annotation, molecular function: protein serine/threonine kinase activity; ATP binding. The record is from RefSeq and is a predicted model, not a curated record. Gene Ontology annotation, biological process: maturation of SSU-rRNA; protein phosphorylation. The transcript has 11 exons. NCBI's taxonomy places the organism in Eukaryota, Metazoa, Nematoda, Chromadorea, Rhabditida, Onchocercidae. Gene Ontology annotation, cellular component: cytosol; preribosome, small subunit precursor.
AUGUCCUCUGGUUUGAAAGUGAAGGAGUCGGCAUGGUGCAAAAAGGAAACUGAAGAAAUGGAAUCGGUAAUAUCAUUUGCUGAAAUAAUGAGCGAGGAAUUAGCAGAACAACUUGAGGAAGAAAAUGCUAGCAGUCUCGAUCCGUCUAUAGCUCAAUAUGGUUUAAGCCCUAAUGAACUAGCGCAAUGUAAAAGUGAUCUAGAACUUGCUAGAAAGCUACAGGAAGAAUUUGAUCGAGAAUAUGAAAUGAGUUUAAAGUCAGCAGAAACAAAAGAAAUUAGAACAAAGAUUGAAUUUGGAUUUGAGCGCUACCAUCCUUCUUACGAUAGCGAUUAUGAUUUAGAGGAGGAACUGAGUGAAGACGACGAAGAUUUGCGAGAAGUCGCUAUUGAUUUUCUCUAUUCAAGACCAAAAGAUGAGUUCCCAUCGAGCGGUUAUAUGCGUGAUGGUUCAGGACAUUUAAUUACAAAACAUGAUAAAGAAAUCGCUGAGAGACGUAAUUCCGAAAAAGUGAUGCAUCUUCCUAUUGAUAUUCCCACUGGCGAUGUAGUCGGUGAAAAACUGAGCAAUAGAGUUUACAAUAAACUGCGUAAUUACUGCAAAACUGAUCAAAGAAGGAAUGCUCGUGUGAAAGAUAAGGAUGAAAAAGCAACAAAUGAGUUAAGCAUGGACAAGGUCACUCGGUUGAUAAUCUAUAGAUUUAUUACAACUGGUCUUUUCGAUGUAAUCGGAAAUGUUAUUGCAACAGGCAAGGAAUCGAUAGUUUUGCGCGCAAUAGCACAUGGUGAUGGAGUGCGACUUUUUGAAGAAAAACACUGCGCUUUGAAAGUUUUCAAAAUGGCGUUGUCAGAAUUCAAAAAUAGAUCAGAAUAUGUCCAAGAUGAUUAUCGUUUCAAAAAUCCACGGCGGGUGUUGCGAAUUUGGGCUGAGAAGGAGAUGGUACGAGCAGGUGUGAAAUGUCCUAAACCGAUUCGUCUUAGAAAACAUAUUAUGAUUAUGACAUUCAUCGGUUCUAAUGGUAUUGCAGCUCGUAAAUUGAAGGAUAUUGAAUGGAUUGAUCAGGAAAUUAUUUAUGAUACAUUUUUGCAAGUGAAAGAGGCAAUGAUUAAAAUGUUUUCGGAUUGCAACCUGGUACACGGUGAUCUCAGCGAAUUUAAUAUCCUUUAUCAUGAAAAUGAUGUUUACAUUAUUGAUGUCUCACAGGCAAUGGACAUUUCACAUCCUCGAGCAUUAUUUUUCUUGUUGCGUGACAUCAACAAUGUCUUAGAGUUUUUUGGAAAAUUGGGUACUAAGAAUUUACCAUCAGCAACUGAGCUGUUCAACGAAAUUACUGGUCUGAAUAUGGAUCCAGAGAAAAAUCUCGUAGUACAGGUUGAACAUUUUGAAAAAGAUAAUCGUAAUGUUCAGUUACGGUGCGAUAAAGCAAAUCCAGCUGAUAUGGAGUUACGUUUGUAUAAUGCUGAAGUUGCAGAAACACACAAUGAUCUAGCAGAACCAUACAAUUAA